AUGGGAAAAUUCGACGUCAUGACAGAUAAUUUUGAUAAAUCCAAUCCUUUCCUAGGGUACGAUCUUACGGAAUAUUCGAGAGAAAGUACAGUGGUUACUAAUAAUAUUCAAACAAGUAAUACAGAUGCAAGUAAAGAAAAUCAUUCACCACUAGCAUCACCUUCAAAAGAACAAUAUCAAUUACAAACACACACGUUACGUAACGAAACUUAUGAUACCCGUACCACAACAUAUACUAAUUCGAGGAACAACAGUAUUACAGAUGUGGACGCUUCUCUGCUAGCAAGGCAAAACAUGAUAGUGAAUGCCGAUGAAGAUGAAGAUGAUGAAGAAGAAAGUUAUACUGCCUUUAUUCUCGAGGAGAACUCUCCGGCUGCAAAGAAAGAAGGUACAUCCAAUUCAAAGGUAUUUUUCAUCUUAUUAAAAUCCUUUGUAGGCACAGGUGUCUUAUUCUUGCCUUCAGCGUUCCAAUCAGGCGGUUUAUUAUUCUCAAACCUCCUCUUACUAUUUUUCGGCAUUUAUUCCUUUUGGUGUUAUUAUAUCUUAACAUUGGCUAAAAAAGUUACAAAUGUCAAUAAUUUUGAAAAUAUUGGCUCAUAUUUAUAUGGAAAUUGGUUAAAAUUCAUCAUUGUUGUUUCCGUGGUGCUAUCUCAGCUUGGGUUCGCGGGAACUUACGUCAUCUUCACUGCUGAAAACAUUAAAUUAGUAUUAGAGCAUGUUUGUAACGUUAAAAAUUUACCAAUUGAAAUCUUAAUCUUUUCUCAAUUGAUCAUUUUCAUCCCAUUAUCCUUCUUGAGAAAAAUUUCAAAAUUGGCUAUCCCAACAUUGAUAGCAAAUGUAUUAACUUUAGUAGGGCUAAUCCUAGUAGUAGUGUUACUCUUACAACAUUUAAUAUCCCAAGGGAAAAUAAAUAAUGGAAUUGGUCCGGAUGUGAUUUUUUAUUUUAAUUCAUCUCAAUGGACAACCUUUGUAGGGAUUGCAAUUUUCUCAUUUGAAGGGGUUGGUCUGAUCAUUCCGGUAGAAGAUUCAAUGAGAAACCCAGAAAAAUUCCCCUUGGUUCUAUCUUUGGUAUUACUUGUAUGCACGGCAAUUUUCAUGUUAAUUGGGACUUUAGGGUAUUUGACGUUUGGUAAAGAUAUAACUCCUGUUAUAUUAUCAAGUUUCAAUCAAAAAAAUAAAUUUGUAUCAAUUGCUCAAUUAUGUUAUUCCAUUGCUAUCUUGUUGUCAACUCCAAUUCAAUUGUUCCCCGUUUAUAAAAUGGUAGAAGAAGCAAUCUUUAAAAAAAAUAAAAACAAUACCGCCAUAUCUUCAACUUCCAGUGAGCCACAAGAUAAUGAUAAUGAAGAAAAUAAAGCUAUGUUAACUGAAAAAAUUAUCCUUUCUGGGAGAGAUAGUAAUAAGAUCAAAUGGUUGAAAAACCUUUCAAGAACAACUAUUGUGCUACUUGUGACAAUCAUUUCAUAUUUUGGUUCCCAAGAUUUAAGUAAGUUUGUGGCUAUCGUAGGUUCAGUAGCUUGUAUUCCAUUGAUUUAUAUUUAUCCACCCUUCUUCCAUUUAAAGACACAUAGUUUACCAAAUUCACUAAACUUAAAAUUCAAAUGGAGAGUUAUCAUCGACAUUACUCUUUUGAUUUUCGGAUUGUUGGCUGUUCUAUAUACUAGCUAUCAAAGUAUCUUUAAUAGCUAA
This is a messenger RNA of Henningerozyma blattae CBS 6284, 1686 nucleotides long. RefSeq lists its product as uncharacterized. Lineage: Eukaryota; Fungi; Ascomycota; Saccharomycetes; Saccharomycetales; Saccharomycetaceae. Gene Ontology annotation, biological process: amino acid transmembrane transport. Bases 1 to 1686 code for a protein of 561 amino acids. The record is from RefSeq and is a predicted model, not a curated record. The transcript has a single exon. Gene Ontology annotation, molecular function: amino acid transmembrane transporter activity.